UCAUUUUAUUAUAUAAAGUCAUUCCUCUAUUAACUAUUACUAUAACACAUGUAGGUCCUUUGUUCCUAAUUUAUCAGUUAAUAAAUAAUAUCAUCUGAACAAUUUAUAGUUUAUUUGUAUUUAUUGAUGAAUAAUAGUUUGGUCCCAGAAAAAAAAAAAACCUAGUCGGCCUUUUAGUGUUUUUUGAAGUUAGUGGCGAAAUUGGUGGCAGAAUAGCUUAAAAAUAAUAGACCACAAAAAUAACUAGUCGGUAGUUUUAGAAAAUUAAUCUAAUUAAAACGAAAAAAAAUACUUAGCUUGAUAAUUAUAUAUGUUUAUUUAGGUCAAACCCAAUAUCAUGUAGAUAUGUUUGAACAUCAAAAACUAAAAACAUACAAUUUUUAACUUGGUAUAUAUGACUUGUAUUAUUCAUUAACUUAAAAAGAUUAAAAUAUAUUACAAACAAAUCUGAGUGUUUGUUAUAUAUUAUCAUUGUCCACUUCUCUCUCUCAUACUUAAUUUUGGUAUAAGAAGAAAGAGGGAAACAUAGUUUGAGUCUUUAUUUGGGAUAUUUACAUUUUAAAAAAAACCCUCCCAACAACCAUGGCCUCGCUUCCGGUGAAGCCUCUACCUUCCGGCCACUUACAGCUUCUUCACCGGAAUCUCGUUACUCCCCCGUCGAUGAUAUCCGCCGGUUUCAAAAGGCAUCAUAUCUUAGGAGUCCCUUCUUAUCUACGUAUUGAUGAAUCUGUGAAGCAUAUGAGAAGCCUUAGGUCGUUGAACAAUCGUCGGCGGGUAAGCAAAAGCGCCGGCGUGUCUAUGUCGGUGGCUUCGGCUGAGGAUUUGCCUGCGGUUUCUUGGGAAUCUUGGAAGCCCGACAAGAAUACCUUAGCUCCGUCGCUAAGUGACGUCAUUUGGCCUGCAGCAGGAGCGUUUGCGGCAAUGGCCAUAAUGGGAAGACUAGAUCAAAUGUUAAACCCUAAAGGGAUCUCCAUGUCGGUUGCACCACUUGGUGCCGUCUCUGCCAUACUCUUCACCACCCCUUCUGCUCCUUCUGCUCGGAAAUACAAUAUGUUCAUGGCUCAAAUAGGUUGUGCAGCCAUUGGGGUGUUGGCGUUCUCCGUCUUUGGGCCAGGCUGGCUUGCCCGCAGCACAGCUCUCGCAGCUUCCAUCGCGUUCAUGGUCAUCGCUCGUGCCAAUCAUCCUCCAGCGGCGAGUUUACCACUAAUGUUCAUAGAUGGAGCAAAGUUACAUAAGUUGAACUUUUGGUACGCAUUAUUCCCAGGUGCAGCCGCUUGUAUCCUCCUCUGCUUCCUCCAAGAGAUAGUGUGUUAUUUGAAGGAAAACUUAAAAUUUUGAAAAAUGGAAAAGAGGGACACAUGUUUAUAUAUAUUGGUGGAGGAGAGAUCCUGCAUGUGAAGAUUUUUGGUUCAUGUUUAGACGUUUACGGUAGAUGGUCGACGUAUAUUCAUACCCGGCCGUAUAUAAAUGAAUAUAUAAACAAAUUUAUUUAUAUACAUACACAUAUAUACGUUUCUACGAAACUUGUAAG
This is a messenger RNA of Camelina sativa (false flax), 1531 nucleotides long. RefSeq lists its product as uncharacterized. The record is from RefSeq and is a predicted model, not a curated record. NCBI's taxonomy places the organism in Eukaryota, Viridiplantae, Streptophyta, Magnoliopsida, Brassicales, Brassicaceae.